CUCCAGGUCCCCCCGCCCGCCUCGCAAGCUGGUCGCCCUAAGAACGAGGCCAACGAUUUUCCGCCCCUCGACGGGCCAAGUUCCCGAUCCUCCGGCGAGUCGCUGAACUCUAGAUAUGAGCAGGAACACCCGGUCACUAGUGUAAAAUCAGCCGAUUCGAAGCUGGGCGACGAACGUGACGAGGAGACCGCGGCCGAGAGGAAAAGACGUGAGGCUGCACUUGGAAUUACGGGGAAUGACGAACCAGAUAGCGACGAUGAUGGUGAUCCCGGCUGGCGCAUGACGGACGCAACCAAUAGCAGUGCCCAGGGGCCAACCAGAAGCCCGGGCAUUCGUUUUGCUGACCAACCACGCUCGCCAAGCACCGGGCCUCCCGUCGGUCUCGCGCCUCGAGGAAAGACGCUAAGCUGGGGGAAAGACGUAGUAAUGGGGAAGGGGAAGGGGAAGGAAUGAAGAUGUCAUGCAUGAGUGAUGAAUCACGAAUGAGAAGGAAAACAAACAAACAAAACAAAGCAUCAUCUGUUAAAUGAGGGGUUAUGCGGUGUUAAUUGGGGAUAUCAUUAUGGUGUGCUUUUCCAGUUUGCUACUUGACUUGUCUCCUCACUGUCAUUUCCCUAACCUUACUUUUUUGUCCCCCCCCUCUUUUUCCUGUUCAGAGCUUUUUACUAUAAUUAUGAAUCUUUUCCUCCCAUUCAAACCGUUUUUUUCGUUUUCCAUCAUAAAAGUUUUUUUUUUUUUCUUUUUGGAAACUCUCGGCGUUGAUUUUUAACACAUUUUUCCAUAAAAUUUCUUACAAUUUGUGUAUGCUUCGAGCUUGUAGCCUUUUAGUUACGUCUAGGUAUUCAUUUCAUUGCAUAGGAUUAAA
Messenger RNA from Tuber melanosporum (Perigord truffle), 865 nucleotides. RefSeq lists its product as uncharacterized. The annotation marks the transcript as partial. The record is from RefSeq and is a predicted model, not a curated record. Gene Ontology annotation, biological process: sodium ion transport. Gene Ontology annotation, cellular component: membrane. The transcript has a single exon. NCBI's taxonomy places the organism in Eukaryota, Fungi, Ascomycota, Pezizomycetes, Pezizales, Tuberaceae. Gene Ontology annotation, molecular function: sodium:proton antiporter activity.